UCCGUCUUACGGUGGUUUACGAGUUGUGUUUGCGACGUGUCCGUGGGGCAGCAUGCAGUGUAGUCGUGCUCUGAAUAGACUUUCGCUUUCUCCUACGGCCAUGCUAUUUUGAGAACUUUGAAAUCUUUCAACGCCCCCGGCAUCAGAACGUAUUGUGUCAUAAACAGCAGCUGUUCUGUCACAGUCCCCGGGAACUUCGUAUUAGUCGCUGGGUGGAUGGCGUGCUGCGUCGAUGCACUUCCAAAGGUCACUUGCCCAAACCAUGCUGAUGCCCUUUUGGUAGAAGAUUAUAGAGCUGGGGAUAUGAUCUGUUCAGAGAGCGGAUUGGUAGUGGGUGAUCGCGUUGUUGAUGUUGGGUCUGAAUGGAGAACAUUUAGCAAUGACAAAGCUGCUAAAGACCCUUCUCGAGUUGGAGAUGCACAAAAUCCUCUCUUAAGCGGCGGAGACUUGACUACAAUGAUUGGCAAGGGGACUGGCGCUGCAAGCUUUGAUGAAUUUGGAAACUCCAAAUAUCAAAAUCGCAGAGCAAUGAGCAGUUCUGACAGAGCAAUGAUGAAUGCUUUCAAAGAAAUAACAACUAUGGCGGACAGAAUUAACCUUCCUCGCAACAUAGUUGAUCGGACUAAUAACCUAUUUAAGCAGGUAUAUGAGCAAAAAAGUCUAAAAGGGAGGAGUAAUGACGCUAUAGCUUCUGCAUGCCUCUAUAUCGCCUGCAGACAGGAAGGAGUCCCUAGAACAUUUAAAGAAAUCUGUGCUGUAUCAAGAAUUUCCAAGAAGGAAAUUGGCAGAUGUUUUAAACUCAUCCUGAAAGCUCUUGAGACAAAUGUGGAUUUGAUAACUACUGGAGACUUUAUGUCCAGGUUCUGCUCAAAUCUGGGCCUUAGCAAACAGGUGCAGAUGGCAGCUACUCACAUUGCACGUAAAGCUGUGGAACUAGACUUGGUUCCAGGGAGAAGUCCAAUCUCUGUGGCAGCUGCUGCCAUUUACAUGGCAUCUCAAGCAUCUGCUGAGAAGAGAACCCAAAAGGAAAUUGGCGACAUUGCAGGAGUAGCGGAUGUGACCAUCAGACAAUCUUACAGACUAAUAUACCCACGAGCCCCUGACUUGUUUCCUGCAGACUUCAAGUUUGACACACCAGUUGACAAAUUACCUCAACUAUAAACUCCGCUCUGAUUGGUUCUAAAAUAUAUUGAUAUUUUACAACCUUUUUAUUUAAAUGUGUUGAUAUUGAGCCAUCAGAAUAAAAUUGGGUUAUUUGCUGCAUAUUUCUAACUCGACACAUUCCAGACUGGUAUAUCGUGUUUAUACAGGUGCGUUCAAUAUUCCUGUAAGGUAUAUUUGGUUGCUUUUUAUUUCUUUCGGAAGCAGCAAAUAUUUAAAGCCCUGUAAACUGUAUGACAGUUCCCAAAGUGCCAGAUUGUGUUCGCUGGCACAUGAUGGGAGUGUGGUGAUUCUGGUGCCUAGGCCACGAAGGAAAGAAUAUUGGAAUGUUCUUUUGUACAGACUGUCGGCAGAAACCCAGUAUUUCAUUUACUCUUUAUUGUAAUGUAAAGUUUACAGUGAACUUGUCAUUUUUGUGUACUUUUUUAUGAAUGUUGAGUACAUUUUCUAUUUAAUAUAUGCUUAAUAAUGCCAAACGGGGUCCUUUUUAUCUCUGCUUAUUACCACUUACCUGAUAUUAAUGGUAACUUAAGUAAUAGCUGCCAGAAACGGCGGUCUGAAUAAUUAUUGGGGGUUUAAAAUGGUUUGUUUAACUUUGUAAUAUUUUGUUACAAUGCGAAAUCCAAUGUCGCUCAUUUGCAGUAGCAGAAACCUGUUGCCGAGCUUUGUAGUAAAGGAUUUUUUUUUUGCUUUU
This is a messenger RNA of Xenopus laevis (African clawed frog), 1855 nucleotides long. RefSeq names its product general transcription factor 2B S homeolog (gene gtf2b.S). Gene Ontology annotation, molecular function: RNA polymerase II general transcription initiation factor activity; RNA polymerase II core promoter sequence-specific DNA binding; protein-lysine-acetyltransferase activity. Gene Ontology annotation, biological process: RNA polymerase II preinitiation complex assembly; DNA-templated transcription initiation; gene expression. The transcript is spliced from 7 exons. The record is from RefSeq and is a predicted model, not a curated record. NCBI's taxonomy places the organism in Eukaryota, Metazoa, Chordata, Amphibia, Anura, Pipidae. Gene Ontology annotation, cellular component: chromosome; nucleus; transcription preinitiation complex. Bases 217 to 1161 code for a protein of 314 amino acids.